AUGGUAAAGCGGCUCUCGGUGGUUGUGACGGCCAUCGUUGUCGGCAUUGUAGCAGGAAGCUUCGUAGUGACAGUAUGCUCGAAUGGGAUCGCAAGGCUCCAAGAGGAGCUUGGUGGUGUGAACGAGACCAUUCACAGUAGCAAGAUGCAAGUCUCCUUGUUGCAGUACACCGAUGACCCCCAGGACUUCAGAGAUUCAAUCGAGCAGUGGUCCCUCCAUCUGCAAGAAAUGACGUCACUCGGAAGAAACAUCGUUGCUGAGAUCUUGAACGAACAACCCCUCAUGAAGCAAUCUUCGUACCUCGCUGGUGAUCAUUAUGGCAAGCACCUCGCACCUCACACGCUGAAACUCUCCUCUUGCCUCGCAUCAUCAGCGGUAGCCCUCCCUCUCAGCAUCGCCUGCCUCUCGUGCGGGUACUUGGCUAGUGACCUCUUGGGGACAUUCCUUGUCUCCGCUCUCCUCUCCUCAUUGAUGGGCUGCUUGCCGGUGCUCAAGACUAUGGCGAGCAUGAACGACGGGAUGAGAGAGAUUCUAGGUUGCGUUCAGGGGGGAAAGCGACUCGGCACUGACGGCGUUUGGGCUGGCAGCAACGCAAACGAUGAAUAUCUGCAGCUGAUGCUGUUUGUGACUGGUCCAGGGGAUCUGGGGCUGAAACUUCUCGGUCGGAGCCUGUCAAGGCAUGUCACUUUCAGCUCGCACAAGUAUGGAUGGGCUUUCACCGAGGGUUGUGUCCCCGUCACUUGGGACGUGAUGAGAUGGUCGGCCAUGGCAGCGACGUCCUUCGUGUCGGCUGUCUUGCUGAAGAGAUGCAUCCGGUUCAAGACUUUCUGA
Guillardia theta CCMP2712 is the source of this 831-nucleotide messenger RNA. RefSeq lists its product as hypothetical. The record is from RefSeq and is a predicted model, not a curated record. The transcript has 11 exons. NCBI's taxonomy places the organism in Eukaryota, Cryptophyceae, Pyrenomonadales, Geminigeraceae. The coding region runs from base 1 to 831 and encodes 276 amino acids.